UACAAAAUUUCUGGUCGCGAGGAUUUCUCACCUACAGGCAUCUCUCGACAUCAUGGCUCAGCCAACCAACGGUUCUAUUAAAGCGAUAUACAACGAUGAAAAAGAUUCAGCACUGUACAAAAACCCUGUGGUACAAGUCAUAAAUAUCAAAAAAGUCCCCACUAGCAACAACGUUAACCGAUACAGGGUCAUCAUUUCGGAUGGAACUUAUUUCAUGCAAGCUAUGCUUGCUUCGCAACACACUGCACUUGUGGAGAAUGAGACUCUACAGAAGUACUCCUUGAUUGUGCUCAAAGACUACGUCUGCAACACGCUACAAAACAGAAAAAUCAUCAUUGCCCUGAACAUUGAAGUUCUUCCAAAUGGUCCCGAUAUGCAUAGGAUUGGUAGCCCUGUCAACCUGGAAGCUGAACUGGGUCAGGACAGCGGUGCUAAAGCAAGUAACGAACAACAAAAUGGCCAACAACAGCUCUUUGUACAAAACCAACCGCAGCAAAAUGCCCCAAUGUCUAAUCCAUACAACAACAGUGCAAACAAUGCUACUUCUAUUAACAAUACAUCUGCUCGCUCAAAUAAUGUUUAUGCUGAUGCUAACCUCUUUCCCAUCAAGAGUUUAAACCCUUAUCAGAACAGAUGGAUCAUCAAAGCUCGUGUAACUCAAAAGUCAGAUAUCAAAUUUUGGCACAAAGGCACUAGCGAAGGAAAGCUCUUUAGUGUCAACUUGCUUGACAAGUCGGGCGAAAUCAAAGCAACUGCGUUCAACGCCGAAGUGGAUAGACUCCACUCUAUGCUUCAGGAAAACAAAACAUAUUAUAUUUCCAAAGCUCGAGUGACUAUGGCCAAAAAGCAGUUUUCCAAUCUGAACAAUGACUAUGAGCUAGUCUUCGAUAGUAACUCUGAGGUCGAAGAGUGCAACGACGAAUCAAUUCCAACAAUGUCUUUCGACUUUGUUGAAAUCGCAAAGUUGGAUAAUGGCAUUGAAAAGGGCGACACUGUUGAUAUCAUUGGCGUUGUCAAGGAAGACGAAGGUAUCCAAGAAAUUGUGUCCAGAGCUAGUGGAAAGCCGGUUAAGAAGAGACAGCUCACUAUCGUUGACAUGUCCAAAAAGCAAGUCAAGCUUACGCUCUGGGACCGACAAGCUGAAAACUUCGAUUCUACCGGCUCUCCAAUUGUAGCAUGUAAAGGUUGUCGCGUCAGUGACUUUGGAGGAAGAUCACUGUCUUUGCUCUCAAGUGGAACCUUGAAGCUUAACCCCGAUAUUCCUGAAGCCAGUCAACUCCGUCAAUGGUAUGACAGAGAAGGUCAAUCUGCCUACUUAGACUCCUUCAGCAGUUCCUCCCUUGGAAAUUCCGAAAAUAGCAGUGCGGGCUCCACUCCCACAAAGACCUUAGCAGAAGCUAAGACCGAAAAUCUCGGUGCUGGAGAGAAGGCCGACUUCUUUAAUGUCAGAGCAAGAGUAGUCUACAUGAAGAGCGAUAAUUGCUGGUACCCCGCUUGUCCUGAAUGCAAGAAAAAGCUGGUCGUAGAAGGCGGUAGUUGGAGAUGCGAAAAGGAUCAAAAGCAGUUCCCAGAACCAGAUUACAGAUACAUACUCUCGCUUAGCAUUAGCGAUGCCACAACUCAGAUGUUUAUGUCGGCUUUUGACGAAGUCGGCAAUAAAAUCUUGGGCAAAAGUGCAACUGAAAUGGUUCGCUUGAGAGAAACUGACGAUGUAGCAUACCAAAACGCCUUCAAAGAUUGCUAUUUCCACCUUUACACCUUCAAAUGCAAAGCCAAAGUAGAGAGCUACAAUGAUUCCGCAAGAACAAAGUAUACAAUCAUUGAGGCUACCGCAGUAGACUAUGUAACUGACGGUAACCAACUCGCUAAAGAAAUUGAUUCGUACCUUAGUUUGUAACUCUCGCCCAUGAAUUGAAUAAAAAAAUCCCCAUUGUUUGUUGUACUCCGCACAUUG
Umbelopsis ramanniana AG is the source of this 1954-nucleotide messenger RNA. RefSeq lists its product as uncharacterized. Gene Ontology annotation, biological process: DNA recombination; DNA repair; DNA replication. The coding region runs from base 53 to 1897 and encodes 614 amino acids. The record is from RefSeq and is a predicted model, not a curated record. The transcript is spliced from 14 exons. Gene Ontology annotation, cellular component: nucleus. NCBI's taxonomy places the organism in Eukaryota, Fungi, Mucoromycota, Umbelopsidomycetes, Umbelopsidales, Umbelopsidaceae. Gene Ontology annotation, molecular function: DNA binding.